Molecule: messenger RNA, 282 nt
Organism: Lactuca virosa
Lineage: Eukaryota; Viridiplantae; Streptophyta; Magnoliopsida; Asterales; Asteraceae
Source: the annotation of a GenBank genome assembly
AUGAAAUCAUCGUUCGAGAACUCGUCUUCCGGGUCAUCCGGGGGAUCCAAAUUGAGCACCCGGCGGGAUAAUAUCCUUCAAACCGUUAUCCCUUUCUCCUUCACUGUCUGCUUCAAGUCUGUAAUUUCCUUCAACCAAUCAACUCCAUCUUCCGCUCACUCACUUUUGAUUUUGUUGCAAGUUCGACAUGCAAUUCAAGUGUUCGAUGAAAUGCCUGAUGCCCUGAACUAUAUCUUCUUUAGGCAUGAACUCAAAUUCCGAUUCUUUUCUUCUCGAAGAUGA